Molecule: messenger RNA, 1504 nt
Organism: Paecilomyces variotii
Lineage: Eukaryota; Fungi; Ascomycota; Eurotiomycetes; Eurotiales; Thermoascaceae
Product: diacylglycerol o-acyltransferase
Exons: 2
Coding region: 142-1332 (396 amino acids)
Biological process (GO): triglyceride biosynthetic process
Cellular component (GO): endoplasmic reticulum membrane
Molecular function (GO): diacylglycerol O-acyltransferase activity
Source: RefSeq, a predicted model, not a curated record
ACAUUGCAAGGUUCUCCAUUUCCAAGCUUGUUGGAUCCACAGUCGAACGGUCCAGACUAAGGAACGAAGUACUUAUUACUUCUACUACGUGAUUUCCGUCAGUGGGCGAGAGUGUACAUCAACAAUCUUUCUACGGCCAGCAUGCAUCAGAUGGAAUCGAUAGUUCAAUUUUCGCAGCAAGAGACAGGAAUAUCGGCGGGCACUUUCCUUGAAAAGGAUCGAACAAACAUUCACGCUGCCGAAAUCCAGCAUUAUGUUCCAAGUCCGCUGUCCGAAGAAGAGCCCGAAACAAUAGAGAAACUCCAAACCGGAUACAUGCUUUCCGAUCUCAGCAAUAUUGACAAGCGUCAUGCUAGCCCCUUUGAAUUGGCGGCACAUAUACUCCAUGCUUUAAGUGCCAUUCUGAGUCUUGCGGGAACGAUUGUCUUCUGUCUAUGGCCACUUACUCUGCCGUUGAUGCUAUUUUAUAUCUUCUGGAUACUGAAAUCGAAUGAUGGAUGUUCCGGAAACCUCUGGCGUCGAAGCGAGAACGUCCGUCGUUCACGCAUCUUGAGGGCCUUUGCAUCCUACUUUCCGUGCAAGCUGCGCCGCACCACUUUGCUAUCUCCAAGACGCAAAUAUAUAUUCGCGUAUCAUCCCCACGGCAUAAUCUGUCAUGGUGCUUUCGCAGCAUUUGCAACCGAGGCGUUAGGCUUUUCCAAGCUAUUUCCAGGAAUUACCAACGCACUCCUCACACUGGACACAAACUUCAAGGUCCCAUUCUAUCGGGAGUAUAUCCUGUCCACCGGUCUCGGAGGAGUGUCGCGCAGCUCCUGCAGGCGCUUGCUAUCAUCUGGCGGCCACGACGGCAACGGAGCUGGCCGUGCAAUAACAAUUGCGGUUGGGGGAGCGCGCGAAUCCCUCCUCGCGAAGCCAGGCACAAUGCGAAUCAUCAUUCGAGGACGCAAAGGCUUUGUGAAGCUCGCUGUAGAACAAGGGGCCGACCUCGUUCCUGUUCUCGGGUUCGGUGAGAACGACCUAUAUGACCAAGUCGAAGCCGAUCACUAUCCUUCAAUCAAGCGACUGCAAUCAAUACUGAAGCAGUCCUUGGGGUGGACAUUGCCGAUAUUCUACGGACGCAGUAUUUUGGGUGGCGGUCGCGGCUUUUUGCCUUAUCAGAAGCCCGUUAAUGUAGUUGUUGGGGAGCCAGUGAACGUUGUGCGUCAAGAAGAACCUGAUCCUGAGUAUGUUGAUCAUGUCCAUCAAGUCUACAUGGAUGAGUUACGACGCCUGUGGGACAAAUGGAAGGAUAUAUAUGCGAAGGACAGAAAGGGAGAAUUGGAGUUUCUGUGACUUGUGGAACGCAACGAUAUUGAGUGUAUGAAGGAAAGCGGCAGACGCCGAGGGACAUAGAACUGUUUUGUGACAUUCCUAUUCUAGCAUGAAUAAAAGUCUCGACAGAUAGUAUAAAUGGCAGUCGAUUCGUGCUUGCUAUGGAGCAGUCCAUUACCUCUCGGUGUACUUU